Messenger RNA from Nipponia nippon (crested ibis), 2495 nucleotides. NCBI's taxonomy places the organism in Eukaryota, Metazoa, Chordata, Aves, Pelecaniformes, Threskiornithidae. The record is from RefSeq and is a predicted model, not a curated record.
CAUUUCUGACUUGUGGCUGGCUUGGGAAGACCAUCACCAAGCUGUGUGGAGACGUUCUUUGAGCUUCCACUCUUAUGUCUCUAAUGGACAAACACAAAGUGAAGCGGCAACGUUUGGAUCGCAUAUUUGAAGGCAUUCGACCUCCGAUCAUGAAUGGGCCCAUGCACCCGCGCCCCUUGGUAGCGUUGCUGGAUGGCAGGGAUUGUACAGUAGAAAUGCCUAUUCUGAAGGAUGUAGCCACAGUGGCGUUUUGUGAUGCUCAGUCUACACAAGAAAUUCACGAAAAGGUACUAAAUGAAGCAGUGGGUGCACUGAUGUAUCACACUAUCACUUUAACACGAGAAGACCUGGAGAAAUUUAAAGCACUUCGAAUAAUUGUCCGAAUUGGCAGUGGUUUUGAUAAUAUUGACAUCAAAUCUGCUGGAGAUUUAGGGAUCGCGGUGUGUAAUGUGCCAGCUGCCUCAGUAGAAGAAACAGCAGAUUCUACCAUGUGCCACAUUCUGAACCUGUACAGGCGAACCACCUGGCUUCACCAGGCUUUGCGAGAAGGCACGAGAGUACAAAGCGUCGAACAGAUUCGGGAAGUGGCUUCUGGAGCUGCCAGGAUCAGAGGGGAGACCUUGGGCAUUAUUGGAUUAGGGCGUGUUGGGCAAGCAGUAGCACUACGUGCCAAAGCCUUUGGCUUCAGUGUGAUUUUCUAUGACCCAUACCUCUCAGAUGGCAUGGAGCGUGCUCUGGGACUGCAGCGGGUGAGCACUUUGCAGGACCUGCUGUUCCACAGUGACUGUGUUACCCUGCACUGCAACUUGAAUGAACACAAUCAUCAUCUUAUUAAUGACUUCACCAUAAAGCAGAUGAGACAAGGGGCUUUCCUGGUCAACACAGCUCGAGGUGGGUUAGUAGACGAAAAAGCACUUGCACAGGCCCUGAAGGAAGGAAGGAUACGAGGGGCAGCCUUAGAUGUACAUGAGUCAGAACCAUUCAGCUUUAGUCAGGGCCCCUUGAAGGAUGCACCAAACCUGAUCUGUACCCCACAUGCAGCCUGGUAUAGUGAACAAGCCUCAAUUGAGAUGCGGGAGGAAGCAGCACGAGAGAUCCGAAGGGCGAUCACAGGUCGUAUUCCAGACAGUCUGAAAAACUGUGUUAACAAAGAUCAUUUGACUGCAGCUACACAUUGGGCCAGCAUGGAUCCCGGAGUUGUUCAUCCAGAGCUUAACGGUGCUGCAUACAGCAGGUAUCCCCCAGGCGUUGUAAGCGUGGCUUCAACUGGCAUACCUACAGCAGUAGAAGGAAUAGUCCCCAACCCUAUGUCUUUAUCACACGGCCUCCCUGCUGUAGCCCACCCGCCCCAUGCUCCUUCCCCCGGCCAAACUGUCAAACCAGAAGCUGAUAGAGACCACCCAAGCGACCAAUUGUAGCCUACGAAAACAGCAUUCCCUACAUCGGAGAUUUCAACUUCAGCGUGUGGAAAACAAACAAACAAAACAAAACAAAACCCUGGAUUUUGAUUAAAGGCAAAACCAUGAACUUACAGGAGGAGACGAUUAUUAUUUUAGAAACUGGUCCAAUAUACAGUAUAAAAGGAAAAGGUGGGAGACAAAAAGAAGAUUUGGAAACAUUUUUUCCUCCGUAUAAAUUGUAGUUUGUCCCUGUCCAGUGGACUGAUUCACUGUUUCUGUGUCUUAUGGGUUCUUUGUUAAGCAAGAGAAGUUAGUAGUUAAUUAUAUCAUGAAUGUACUUGUCUGUGUACAGUUUUUAGAACAUUAAAAAAGGGUUUGUUUGCUUAGCUGUCAACAAGGAAAAACAUAAGGGAGGCAUUCAACAAACCAAUUUUGAGAUUAAAAAUCCUUUCUUUUAUAUUUUAAAACAUGCCCAAAAAUGAGGCAGUUGGCAAACUUCUCAGGACAAUGAAUUUUUCCCAUUUUUCUUUCUACGCCACACAGUGCAUUGUUUUUUCUACCUGCUUGUCUUAUUUUUUAGAAUAAUUUAGUAAACAAAAGAAAAACAGUUUCUCCUAAUUUUGGCAUGAAUUCCCUUAUUUCAAAAUGAAGACAACCUUGCGAAGAGAUUUUGAGGAAAAAAAAAAAAAGGUUUUGUAUAAACGAGCAUUGUGCUUUUUGUCACCAGUUAAAGUAUAUAUUAUUGGUGGUAUGCGAAAAAGGCACUAGACUACUGAAAAGUAGCAGCAUUUCAUUGCCUACAUUGAUUCCUUCCUGGUAAUGUGGUAGGCUAGCAAUAUUUUUGGUUAAAAUCAUGUUUGUGACUGUAACCAUUUGUAUGAAUUAUUUUAAAGAAAUAAAAAUCCCAGACAAAUAUCAUAUGUGUAAAAAUUUUUAUUUCUAGUAACUGUUUAUUCAACUUUUAUUAGGUUUCUUAGCUGUAAUUUUUAAACAGAUGCUGUCAAGUAUUUCAUUUCUAGCUUUACUUUGCUCUCUGUUGUUUGUAAUACUGUCUUGGAAGCCUGAAAAAUAAAAAAAAUAAUUCUUUCCAUACCA